Molecule: messenger RNA, 1839 nt
Organism: Periophthalmus magnuspinnatus
Lineage: Eukaryota; Metazoa; Chordata; Actinopteri; Gobiiformes; Gobiidae
Gene: xkr4
Product: XK related 4
Exons: 4
Coding region: 1-1839 (612 amino acids)
Biological process (GO): apoptotic process involved in development; engulfment of apoptotic cell; phosphatidylserine exposure on apoptotic cell surface
Cellular component (GO): plasma membrane
Source: RefSeq, a predicted model, not a curated record
AUGAUGGCGGCUAAAUCAGACGGAGUGCUGAAGAUGAAGAAGAGCGACGUGGCCUUCACGCCGCUGCACAACUCAGAGCACGCGGGCUCGGUGCAGGGGCUGCACGUGGGCGCUCAGGCGGACCCGGGGCCAGGUCUGGGGCCCGCGGAGGGGGACUUCGUGAACGGGGACUCGCGCUGCUGCGGGCCGCGCUCCGCGUGCAUGCGCCCGGGCUCCGAGCAGCGGUACUCGGUGUGGGACGCGCUGUGGGUGCUGGCCGCCGUGGCCGUGUACGUGGCGGACGUGGGCACGGACGUGUGGCUGUCGGUGGACUACUACCUCCGGCGGGACUACUGGUGGUUCGGCCUCACGCUCUUCUUUGUGGUGCUCGGUUCUUUCUCGGUGCAGCUCUUCAGUUUCCGCUGGUUCGUUCAUGACUUCAGCACCGAGAGUCCCGCGGGCUGCGCCGCGGAGUGCACACAGCUGGACGGGAACAAGCUGCUGAGCUGCUCGGCCUCUCACGCGGACGUCCGGGGACCACAGCCCUCCACCCCGCAGAGACAGGCCUCCACAGCGAGUAAGAACACCACCACCGGCAGCACGGCCACCGGCACCGGGAUCCCCGAGGCCCGCAGACCCGCGUACCGCUGCUGCGUGUGGGUCUGCCAGUCCGUGAUCCACAUCCUGCAGCUGGGCCAGGUCUGGAGAUACUUCCACACGAUCUACCUUGGGAUCCGCAGCAGACGUUCUUCAGACUCAGAGCACUGGAGGUUCCACUGGAGGAUGGUGUAUGAGUUUGCAGACGUGAGCAUGCUCCACCUUCUGGCCACGUUCCUGGAGAGUGCUCCUCAGCUCGUGCUCCAGCUCUGCAUCAUCAUCCAGACGUACAAACUGCAGCCCGUGCAAGGUAUGACAGCUGCUGCCUCGUUGGUGUCUCUGGCGUGGGCUCUGGCCUCGUAUCAGAAGUCCCUGCGUGAGUCUCGGGAAGAUAAACGCUCCAUGAGUUACCUGGGCGUGUCUCUUCAGUUCUGUUGGCAUUUCUUCACGAUGGCGGCGCGUGUCAUCACCUUCGCCCUCUUCGCCUCCGUGUUCCAGCUCUACUUCGGCCUCUUCAUCGUCCUGCACUGGUGCGUCAUGACCUUCUGGAUUGUUCACUGUGAGACUGACUACUGCAUCACCAAGUGGGAGGAGAUCGUGUUCGACAUGGUGGUGGGCAUCAUCUACAUCUUCUCCUGGUUCAACGUCAAAGAGGGACGCACACGGUUCCGGUUGUUCAUCUACUACCUGGUGAUCCUGGUGGAGAACGCGGCGCUCAGUACUCUGUGGUACCUGUACCGAGCUCCGCACUCCACCGACGCCUUCGCCGUCCCCGCCCUCUGUGUCAUCUUCAGCUCCUUCUUCACCGGAGUCCUGUUCAUGCUCAUGUACUACGCCUUCUUCCACCCCAACGGCCCGCGCUUCGGUCGCUCCCCCAGCGGCCAGGGCCUCAACCUCGACCCCACCGCGCACUUCUCCACGCUGCCAUCGGAGGGCGCCACCAACUCGCUUCGAUCCAACCGCGGAGGAGCGCUGUCCACUCUGGAGCGGGAGAAGGCUUCGGUGACGGACGGGAGCGCCGCGGUUUUCCAGGUUCGACCCACUGCUCCCUCCACGCCCUCGUCCCGCCCGCCCCGACUCGAAGAAACUGUAAUCAAGAUCGACCUUUGCCGGAACAGGUAUCCGGCCUGGGAACGUCAUGUUCUAGACCGCAGCAUCCGGAAGGCCAUCCUCGCCGUGGACUGCUCGCUGACUCCCCCUAGGCUCCAGUACAAGGACGACGCGCUGGUCCAGGAAAGGCUAGAGUAUGAGACGACGCUAUAG